This is a messenger RNA of Ostrea edulis (European flat oyster), 5406 nucleotides long. RefSeq lists its product as uncharacterized. Gene Ontology annotation, cellular component: membrane. Gene Ontology annotation, molecular function: zinc ion binding; calcium ion binding; metalloendopeptidase activity. Gene Ontology annotation, biological process: proteolysis. NCBI's taxonomy places the organism in Eukaryota, Metazoa, Mollusca, Bivalvia, Ostreida, Ostreidae. The transcript is spliced from 25 exons. The coding region runs from base 1 to 4158 and encodes 1385 amino acids. The record is from RefSeq and is a predicted model, not a curated record.
AUGGAAGAUCACAUAGAUGAGGCUGGCUCUAACAAUAGACUGUACAAGCGCAGUGCAAUGCGGGCUCAAGAUCAGAUCAGAGGAAAUGGUGGAUCUCUUAUUGAUCAAGCAGCCCAUAGUCCAGACUCAGCUAUUGCAGCAUACAUGGCAGGGAUGUUUGUAAAACGCAACGGCGUAGAACGAUCGCCGUAUAUCAAUUAUCGCUUGUCGCAAGGAUUUCGUGCACAGGAAAUGGACUCGCACAGAUUGACACAUGCCCAAAAGGUUAAGUUAGGAUUGGAAGGCGAAUAUAGGAACUUCAUCAGAAUCAGAAAGAAGCGUAACUUUGUCACGGGAGAUCAGUCGCUUUGGCCACAAGGAAUAGUCCCAUACACGAAGUCAACAAAUUUAGCAUCCUCCACGACUGCAGUGAUAGACUCUGCGAUCAGUAUGAUGAGUAAUCUAACCUGUGUUCGCUUCACACCCUUAGGAUCCUCCCUGGCGAAUACCUUAAGCCACAGUAAUUACGUCAACUUCCUGUCUGCUUCUGGUUGUUGGUCCUAUGUCGGUAUGAUUAACUGGGGCCGCCAAGAUCUUAGCCUCCAGGAAUUUCAGUGUGUAAACAUUGGUACCGCUAUACACGAAAUGUGUCAUGCUUUAGGUAUGUGGCACGAACAGAACAGGAAGGACCGGGAUCCCUAUAUUGAGAUCUACUAUGACAACAUACAAGAUGGUACAAACAACGUCAACUUUCGCAGGUCCGAUACCAGAGAUCAGAACCCGUAUGACAUGUCAUCCAUUUUACAGUAUUACCUGAGUGCCUUUGCAAUAGACACAAGUAGACCGACCAUGCGUUCCAAAGAUCCAAAAUUGGCCUUUCUUGCUGGCAAAGCAAAUGGUUUGAUGUAUUACGAUGUCAAAGAUAUCACAGCUGCAUACAAAUGCACAGAAUCCUGUAGUAAUCCGCCGGUGUGUGAGAAUGGCGGAUUCCUAAAUCACAAGUGUGGUUGUUACUGUCCAUCUGGUCUAAUAGGAUCAACGUGUAACACAGUACAGUCUACUUCCGGUUGUGGAGGUAUAAUUACCCUAUCAUCUGGCGGAGAGCAAACGAUCAAAUCGCCAAACUAUCCCAAUAAUUACGAAACCGGUGCUGAUUGUGUGUGGCUUGUCAAGGCUCCCUCAGGUGAACACGUGGAGAUGACAAUUGACUUCAUGGAUUUGGCAGAUAAUGGAUUUGAUGCUUGUUAUCACUGGUUAGAGGUCCGAUACAACUUAUUAGGGCAAAGUGGACCAGAAUUGUGUGGAAUACGCAACGCCGAGAAUUACUAUUCAACACCCGAUGAGUUGGAGAACGAAAUGUUAAUCAAGUUUAAUAGUGCAGUAGCAAGCGAUAGAACUCCGAGAAAGGGAUUCCAACUGACGGUCAGAAGCAUUGGCACGUCUUGUAUCGACUCCCCCUGCAAAUUCGGUAAAUGUGUGAAUAACGGUGCGUCGUACUCCUGCCAGUGUAGUAAUGGAUUUAGCGGUACCAACUGUAACGAAAUAGCUGAUGGGUCCGUAAGUCUUCAUGCAACAUUCGAUGAUCCCGGUGUGACUUUUGUACAAAAUGUACAGUCAGAUCAGUUUGAGUGGAGCGUCGCCUCUGGACCGACAGCGUCCGGUUCUACGGGACCACAAGAAGCCCAAUCCGGACUGUAUUACAUGUAUAUAGAAGCGUCAUCACCGCGAUCAGCAGGAGAAACAGCUGUCAUGAGUACAUCUAUUAUUGAUUUCUUAAUAGCUAUCUUGAGAUGCCUUAAAUUCUAUUUCCACAUGUAUGGAUCAACAGUAGGAACACUAAAUGUAUAUUAUCAAGGAACAAAUACACCAAAGACAUUAGCAUUUUCCAAAUCUGGAGACCAGGGAAAUACCUGGCAUUACACUGAAAUUGAUAUUCCUGCAAUCGCAAACUUAGAGAUUAUGUUCGAGGGAGUUCGGGGAGAUUCAUGGGCAGGUGACAUUGCAAUCGACACGAUUGACCUCCUUAACACUAUUUGUGGAGCAACAACCUCAUCUUCAACCACCACCACUACAACUCCAACCACCACAACUUCAAUUCCAACCACCACCACCACUACCAUUCCAACUACCACGACUACAACUCCAACAACCACUACAACCCCAGCGACCACCACUACAACUCCAACCACCACAACUUCAAUUUCAACCACCACUACCAUUCCAACUACCACCACUACAACUCCAACAACAACUACUACAGCCCCAGCAACCACCACUACAACUCUAAUAACAACCACCACCACAUCUCCCACAACUACAACUCCAAUGACAACUACCACUACAAAUCCCACAACCACUACUACCAUUCCAUCAACUACUAGUACAACCCCGGCGACCACCACUACAACUCCACUGACAACCACCACCACAUCUCCCACAACUACAACUCCAAUGAAAACAUCUACUACAAAUCCCACAACCACUACUACCAUUCCAUCAACUACUAGUACAACCCCGGCGACCACCACUACAACUCCACUGACAACCACCUCCACAUCUCCCACAACUACAACUCCAAUGACAACAUCCACUACAAAUCCUACAACUACCAGUACCAUCCCGCCGGCUACCACUACAACUCCAAUAACGACCACCACCACAUCUCCCACAACUACAACUCCAAUGACAACUACCACUGUAAAUCCCACAACCACUACUACCAUUCCAUCAACUACUAGUACAACCCCGGCGACCACCACUACAACUCCAAUGACAACAUCCACUAUAAAUCCUACAACUACCAGUACCACCCCGCCGACUACCACUACAACUCCAAUAACGACCACCACCACAUCUCCCACAACUCCAAUGACAACUACCACUGUAAAUCCCACAACCACUACUACCAUUCCAUCAACUACUAGUACAACCCCAGCGACCACCACUAUAACUCCACUGACAACCACCACCACAUCUCCCACAACUACAACCCCAAUGACAACUACCAGUACAAAUCCUACAACCACUACUACCAUUCCAUCAACUACUAGUACAACCCCGGCGACCACCACUACAACUCCAAUGACAACCACCACCACAUCUCCCACAACUACAACCCCAAUGACAACUACCAGUACAAAUCCUACAACCACUACUACCAUUCCAUCAACUACUAGUACAACCCCGGCGACCACCACUACAACUCCAAUGACAACCACCACCACAUCUCCCACAACUACAACUCCAAUGACAACUUCCACUCCAAAUCCUACAACUACCAGUACCAUCCCGCCGACUACCACUACAACUCCAAUAACGACCACCACCACAUCUCCCACAACUCCAAUGACAACUACCACUGUAAAUCCCACAACCACUACUACCAUUCCAUCAACUACUAAUACAACCCCAGCGACCACCACUACAACUCCAAUAACGACCACCACUACAAUUCCAGCUACCACCACUACUAUUCCAGCAACAACCACUACAACACCAGCGUCCACCACUACAACUCCAAUGACAACCACUACAACUCCAUCAUUAACCACCCUCACAACAACCACUACCAGUGCAACCACUACUACGUCAUCAACAACAACAUCCACUGGUACAACGACGAUUGCGAUUCCAACAACAGUAGAAGUGUUAACGGGCCCAACACCCUCCUCCAGAACUGGACCCAGUACCGCCCGACAAGGUGUAAGAUAUGCCUAUAUUGAGGCAUCCAGCCCGCGAGCAGUCGGGAAUAGGGCAGUCAUUCGAACGACUAAUACAUUCAGAGCCACAACGCAGUGCCUUAGUUUUUAUUACCAUAUGUACGGCUCGUCAAACGGCAUGGGAACUUUGAAUGUUUAUUACUCCAGUAGCUCUGGUCACGUCCAAUCAAUCUUCACAAAGGCUGGAAAUCAAGGCGACCAGUGGAUCCUAACCGCCGUGGAGAUACCACCUACAAAUGGACUAGUGAUCUACAUUGAGGGGAUAAGAGGAAGAAGCUACAAGAGCGACAUUGCUAUAGACGCUGUGACGGUUAGCGAAGGAAACUGCGGCUGUAUUGUCAAUCCUUGUCGGAAUGGGGGAACGUGUUUAAGUAGCGGAGGAGGGUAUAGCUGUACCUGCGCCUCAGGAUAUGGAGGUACCAACUGUGAAACUAUAGGUAUGUACAUUCCAGUUAUCUAAAUAAAUGUCACAAUCCUAGCAGUGAAAGGAAGAUGGCGUCAGCUUGGAGUUCUAGAAACGCAUUUUUAUACACCCGUCAUUAGAUUAUGUUAUGGUGCUGUCCGUGCGUCUGUCUGGUUGGCUGGCUGGCUGUCCGUCCGUCCUGGGUCAUAUUUUCCGGACUUUUUUCUGCAACGGAUGCAUGUACAACUUUGAAAUUUGGUCACAAUAUCUCCCUUAAGAAUUGUAAGAGUGGGUUUACAUUUCAGCUGGAUUGGUCCAUCCUUGACCUACUCUAGGGCUAUAAGUAGGUCAAACAGUUUUCCGGGCUUUUUUUUUCUUCGUUAAAGAUACAGAUGUUGUCCUGAAAUUUAUACAUAAGCUUCCUUUCAGAGGAAUACAAGUUUUGUUUGCAUUUCAGCUGGAUUGGUCCAUCCGUCCGUGACCUUCAUUAGGACUAAUAGUAGGUCAAAAAGUUUCGGGGAUUUUUUCAUUAUGGAUACAGAUAUUGCCCUGAAAUUUAGUGAAAGGCUUCCUCUUGGAGGAAUACAAGUUCAGUUUGCAUUUCAGCUGGAUUGGUCCAUCCAUGACCUACUUUUCAGCUAAAAAUAGGUCCAAAAGGUUGUGUGUUUUUAGCUCUUCUGAGCCAAAGGCUCAAAGAGCUAAUGCUAUGGCCAUUUGUGCGGUGUGCGGUGUGCGUAAACUUUUUAGAAAAAGGGCUAUAACUCAAGAACCUCUUGACCAAUUUUUUUCAAAUUUGUUACAGGGUAUCAUUGGCCCAAGGGCUUUCAUACAUACUAAAUAGAGGGAUGUGACCCUUUAACAAGGGGAGAUAAUCAGGAAAAUACAAACAAAAGUAGUGGUUGCUAAAAAAUCUUCUUCUCAAGAACCACUGGGCAGAUUAUCACCAAACUUACACAUAAGGAUGAAGAUAUGUUGUAGAUUAAAAAUUGUUCAAGGCAUUACCCUGGGGCAAAGGGCGUGGUCUCAAGGUCACUUCAAAGUUGACCUAAAUUUAUAUUUCCUUAAAUCUUUGAUAUUUUAGUCAUUAUAAGGACUAGGAUCAUCAAAUUUUGACAGUUGAUGCAUCUUAGGACCUUGUGUCAAGUUGUCUCAAAAGUAGGUCACGGUGACCUACUUUUUGAAUUUUGCAGGUAUUUAUUUUAAAAUUAAUUUUGAUGCAUAUCUUGGACACUUUGAAGCCUAUGAUCAUCAAAACUUGUCAGUUGGUGGAUCAUGGGACCUUAAAAUGCGUCAACUGAAAAAUAG